AUGGAGGCCCCAGUCGACUCUGUUUUCCCUCGUCGUACCCCCUUUGUGAUGGAGGUUCCCCGGCCUGAUGUUGAAUCCAUGAGCCUUGCCAAGCUAAUUUCCAAGAAGGAAGAGAUAAAGUCGUUGCUCAUAGAAUACGAUAGGUGGUUCUACGAACAGCACCGUCGAAAGCCCCGAAAACCUGAAAAGGAACGGAUACGACCUUACUACGAGUACUACCAUGCGACAAAGAAACGAAUUGCAGCAUUGGACAAAUGUGGCGGCUUGGAUGGAAGUUGGGUGGUCGUCGUCAGUAGCGGGUCCUCGUACGUUCCUGGAACGAAUGUUCCGCAGCGGCGUCGGUAUGACAUUUUGGCCGAACUGGACGACCUUUCGCAACUCAAAGCAGAGUUGUGCUUGUUGCGUUCCUCGCUGCGAGUGUUUGAGAAGGAUUUCGUCAAGACUCAUGGGCGGCAAGUGUCCACGCCUUCGGACAUUAAACCAAAACAAAAAGAGUACGCGAGAUACAAGAAGGUGGCGAAAAUGAUCAAGAUGAUGGAGGCGCCCUAG
Molecule: messenger RNA, 549 nt
Organism: Seminavis robusta
Lineage: Eukaryota; Bacillariophyta; Bacillariophyceae; Naviculales; Naviculaceae
Source: the annotation of a GenBank genome assembly